UACAGUACUCUCAUUAUCUGUGAGGAGCCUUUCUAUAACAUACCAUUAUUUGCCUCUUUGGGGUACUUUCUAUCCUCUUCACAUUCAAUUUGAACUAUGAGCUGGUGGUGGUCUGGAGCUAUCGGCGCUGCCAAGAAGAAAUUGGAUGAAGAUGAAGCACCGCAAAGCUUCCAGAAUGUGGCGUUGGUAGUCGGCGUGACUGGCAUUGUUGGCAACAGUCUGGCCGAAAUUCUACCUCUAGCAGACACACCAGGUGGUCGGUGGAAGGUCUAUGGCGUUGCACGGAGGCCACGGCCCUCCUGGAACGCCGAUCACCCAAUCGAAUACAUUCAGCGUGACAUAACCAAUUCAAAUGACACCCAAACCAAAUUCUCCAUUCUCACCGAUGUUACCCACAUCUUCUACGUCUCUUGGACUAGCCGUCCCACGGAGGAAGAUAACUGCGAGGUUAACGGGGUCAUGUUACUGAACGUCCUCCGCGCUGUCAUCCCAAAUGCUCCGAAUCUCUGCCACGUGUCUCUUCAAACUGGUGGGAAACACUAUUUAGGACCCUUCGCGUUGAUCGACAAGAUUAAUAGCCACGAGCCGUCCUUUACGGAGGAUCUACCGCGUUUGGAUAUACCAAAUUUCUAUUACACUCAGGAAGAUAUCUUGUUUGAAGAAACCAAAAAGAAAGAGGGUUUGAGUUGGUCUGUUCAUAGACCCCUUCUCAUCUUUGGAUUCUCACCUUACAGUUUGAUGAAUGUUGUUGGCACGCUUUGCCUUUACGCUGCAAUUUGCAAGCAUGAACACAUUUCUUUGAAAUUUCCCGGUACCAAGAGAGCUUGGGAGAGUUAUUAUAUGGCUUCGGAUGCAGAUUUGAUUGCAGAGCAACACAUUUGGGCUGCAGUGGAUACUUAUGCUAAGAAUGAAGCGUUCAAUUGUAGCAAUGGUGAUGUUUUUAGGUGGAAACAAUUGUGGAAGGUUUUGACGGAACAAUUUGAGAUUGAGGAGUAUGGAUACGAGGACGGUCCUCGUUUAAGGUUGGCUGAGAUGAUGAAGGAUAAGGGUCCAGUUUGGGAUGAGAUUGUGAAGGAGAACGAGCUUCAACCUACGAAGUUGGAAGAAGUUGCUGAGUGGUGGGUUGCGGAUGCUACUUUUGGAAUGGAAGACAUUGUAGAUAGCAUGAACAAGGCGAAAGAGCAUGGGUUUUUGGGAUUCAGAAAUAGCAAGAAUUCGCUCAUAAAUUGGAUAGACAAGACCAGAGCUUACAAGAUUGUUCCGUGAAUAAUAUCCACGUUGUGGCUUUUCUUUUUGCUUUCAAUUAAAUUCGAGUUGCUUAAUGAUUUAACGAAAAAGUCUAUGCAUUUAUCAUUUAUCUUGUGCGUGACAAGUUGGUCACAAGUAGAGAAACGUUGAACUUUAUAAUGAAUGCUUCAAUGAACUGCUGGCUUCUAGAUCUACCAACACUCUCGGUCCAUUUUAUUUAAUUCUACAGUAACAAGUUUUGUACUGCCAAAAUUUAUUUGACAGGAUUCUCCCUUGCAUCAAUUUAAUGGGACGUUAAAAAAUGAACAAA
This is a messenger RNA of Medicago truncatula (barrel medic), 1558 nucleotides long. Its product is annotated as 3-oxo-Delta(4,5)-steroid 5-beta-reductase. The record is from RefSeq and is a predicted model, not a curated record. The coding region runs from base 97 to 1266 and encodes 389 amino acids. The transcript is spliced from 2 exons. NCBI's taxonomy places the organism in Eukaryota, Viridiplantae, Streptophyta, Magnoliopsida, Fabales, Fabaceae.